This is a messenger RNA of Paramormyrops kingsleyae, 2091 nucleotides long. Lineage: Eukaryota; Metazoa; Chordata; Actinopteri; Osteoglossiformes; Mormyridae. The record is from RefSeq and is a predicted model, not a curated record.
UCUUUAUGGACGUUUAUUAUUUUCAAUGAUUUAACAAGCAAUAGCAUCAUUGCCGUGAACGCCUGAACUUCGUUGAAGUCGUGAGUCAAGUCGUGAGACACCCACCACCUCUGAGAAUAAAAAUGGAUAACCAUUUUCUGUAUGGAAAUAAUACGUCUCGUUUUGCUGGCCGGCGCAUUAUGCCGAUAUUUACUAACUGCAUGAAGCUUUAUAGCGAAAUUAACACAUGGACGUGCAAAAAUCUUGGGCGCAACGUGAGAAGCCGUUGAUGGUGGACCGAAAAUAAUAAUGGCCGCAAGCAGCCUGACACGGACGUCAAAAAACACGAUUUGAGAUAAACUUGAAGUAAGUCUCUGGCAUGCCCUUCCUCGCACUGAUGUGCGUCACGCUGAGAAAAGCUCUUGAGCAGGAAGUUGAUUUUUGAAGAGGCGGACGGUUCAUACAGCUGAAAGCAAACAUUACAACACAACGCCAAUGAGACCGGAGAAGACAGGCAGCCAGACGUCAGCUCACUCUACAUGGAGCCACAGCAAAUCAGGGAGGGCUACCUAGUGAAAAAGCGCACGUUGCUGAACUCCUGGAAGGUGGUGUGGGUGAUUCUGUCAGAUGAUGGUGUGGAGAUCUACAGGAAGAAGGCUGACAGCUCUCCCAAAGCGAUGAUCCCCCUGAAGGGAGCCAAGCUGAUCAGCACAUGCCAAGACUUCCUGAAAAGGACGUUUGUUUUUAAGAUCAGCACACCGAAAAGCCACGACCAUUUCUUCCAAGCCACUCAUUUGGAAGAAAUGGAGGUUUGGGUCAAAGACAUCCAGAAAACUAUCAGUGGUCUAGAUGGGGGCAUGAAGUUUGCAAGGAGGUCCAUACGGAGGGCCAGUCAGUUGCCCAGCACCGUAAAUAUGAGUGAACUGUAUAACUCAAUGAAAGACCAAAACACUGGAAUAAAGGAGAAGAAGCUGGAGAGAAACAAGAGAACAUUCAACCAGUGCUUCACAGGCAGCCAAGCGGUUGAUUGGCUGGUGUCCCAGGGCCGAGCCAGGAACAGGACAGAGGCGCUAAUGCUAGCUACAGGGCUCCUGAACGAGGGGUAUCUGCAGCCAGCUGGGGAAGUGCCUAAGAAGGCAGCUGAGAUGCAGUCGGUGUCUGUUCUGCUGGACCAGUUAGAUGCCUUCUAUUACUUUGCGGACAGUGGCUUUUUCUCGGAGGGGUACUCAAGUGAUGAGGACACUGUCACAAAGGAGGAAUUCAAGGGCAUUAUCAUAAAGCAGGGAUGUUUGGUGAUGCAGGGGCAUCGCAGAAAGACAUGGAAAGUCCGGAAAUUUAUUCUCAGAGGCAGUCCUCCAUAUUUACACUACUACGAUCCAACCAAGGAUGGAGGUGAUCCCCUUGGAUCCAUAAACCUCCGAGGCUCGGUCGUAACUGCUGUGGAUCAUCUGCCCGAUGCUAAGAAGAAUGACGAGGCUGCCAAUCUCUUUGAAAUCAUUACAUCGGAUGAAAUUCACUACUUCCUGCAAGCAACAACAGCAAAGGAACGCAAGGAAUGGAUUCAAGCCAUUCACGAAGUUGCUAAGAUAGGAAAAUAGCAACUGUUAAAUAUUAAUUUCAGUGGAUCAUUUUGCACAUCUAUAGGUAAUGAACCAAUCCUUUGAUAAAGGAUUAUCAGUUAUAUUACCCAUACCCUUCUUAAACAUACAAAGUACACAGAACAUAGCACAUAAAAGCUCUACUACUGGAGAAAUAACUAUAAUGCAUUUAAAAGAUUUUAUUCUCUUGUUCUCUUUUUGUUAUUUAUUAUUUAAUAACUAUUUUAUCCAGUGGUUUUAGACACAUUUUAAGAUUUUACUGUGCACCUAUUUAUUUAAGACUGUGUACUUUACUAAAGUCCUUCAAAUUGUUAUACUAUAAUGGUGGAGAGCUGCAAUGCUGUGCUUCCUGUGGGCGCAGAAAUAUUCCAAUGUGGCUAACACCAAUUGCACCCGAUAACACUUCUCUCAUUACUUAUUUAUAAGUUGCUUGUGCCAUCUGUGACAGGUUUAAGGCAAUGCUCUAAACAUAAAAGAACAAUUCUUCAUUUGACAAUAAAUAUUUGAAAUGCUG